AUCAGUGCAUCAAAUGAUAAUUGAUUAUACUGAUGACAAUACAUCAUUGAUUAUAAGUAGCGUAAGAUUGAAAACUGCGGUACUCGACAUUUGCCGUUGCUUCAAGAAAUCACAACUCUCAUCGAAUGUUUUAAACUAUCUGUUGUAUCUCGUAUGAAAAGAACUCCGGAAAUAGAACGUAUGCAUAUCGUCAAUUCGGAGGCUUCCAGAGCGAAAACAGCGGAGCUUUUGUCACAACUUGAAGUUUUGCAGAGAGUAUCUGAGGAGCAAACCUCGACCUUUGACAUCUUUUUCAAAAAUAUCCUGACUUGUAUAAACAACGAGGAAGAAAUAGUGAAAAGCAUUAGGAAAACAUCAGAAAGGGAUAUAGAAAAAGAAAUAGAGAAUUCAAUACAGGAAAUGUUGAAUAAAAGAGAACAGCAGGAAGCGCGAAAGAAGCAAUUGCUAUCAGAAAUAAAUACUGCAGAGCGCAAAUUGCGUGACGUCAUAGAAUUCAACGCGACAACCGAAAAGGAACUUUACGAGAUGUGCGCGAAAGUUGAACAAGAAUAUAAAGAACUUCUCGGUAAUUAUGAUCGCGAUAUCGGCGCGUGUCACGCUUUAACGGAGAGACUGUCGAAAGAUUACGAGUUUCUUGAAGCAGAAAUAGGAGAUAUAAAGAAUCGGUUGGCAACGCAACGGAUUCAGUACACACAAUUCAAACAGGAGCGAGAAGUCGCGUUGAUAAAGGCUUUCAACGAGAAGGUGGAACUAUUCAAGCAAACCCGAGCGACAAAGAUUAUUCAACGAACAUGGAGAGCGUAUUACGAGCGUAUUUUUCUCAAGAAACGAAGGAAAACGAAGAAAAAGAAAUAAAAUGUGCUCGGGCGGUUUCACCGUAGGCAACGUCAUGCCGAUGACGAAGUUCGUAGAGUGACCGGUGGUUGACAACACCCCACGACGUUCGCUGGUCCUGUAAACCGGACAGGUGUAUGUUCUUCUUUCCUCAAUAUCCUGCCUCUUCAUCGGUAUCAGCCACAUCUGUACAGUCAAGCGACAUUACAAGAUAUCCUUCAUCCAAGUGGAUUUAACUCCGUCGUUUCUCGCGCGACCGCACAUCAAUAGGAGCCCAAGUCGCAUUGAAGUAGCAAUCUAAAAGAGAUGAACGAUCUCUCUCGAGUGCUGCUGAACCGAACGAUGUGCAGCGUGUGGAAUCGCAGGCAUCGACGGUAAAUACAAGGAUGACAGAUACGCUACAGGUGGUGUGUGUUGUUUGAUC
Molecule: messenger RNA, 1258 nt
Organism: Pseudomyrmex gracilis
Lineage: Eukaryota; Metazoa; Arthropoda; Insecta; Hymenoptera; Formicidae
Product: IQ domain-containing protein D-like
Exons: 8
Coding region: 154-855 (233 amino acids)
Molecular function (GO): protein binding
Source: RefSeq, a predicted model, not a curated record